AGGCAUUAUUUUAUGCAUGCUGAAGUUCGGCCUGUUUGCACCCAGCCUGUAACUAUUUUACCGCUUGCAGCUUGGCAUGAAGAUAGUAACCUAGGUAACCCUGAAGUCGUAGCCUGGAAAAGGUUCUCGGAAAAUAAUAAUGUCUGGAUACAGAAAAAUAUGCAAAGAUGAAGAUACGCCGAGGUUUGAGAUGCCAAAGGCGUCAGUUACUUACGACCGGCACGGUCGACCAGUUUACGGCAUCGUCGACAUGCCAAGCCGGCCUCUCCUUUCAAUUGACUUUGAAAAGGUCAAGGCUGCUGCUAACGCUUCAGCUAUGGAGCGUCCUUUAUGCUCGCCCAACGGUCCGCGCAUGGAAGCUCGCAAAACGCUGGAGACAGAAUGGGCUCGGAGGCAACGCGAAGCGGAGGAGCAGCAGCGGCCGUCCCUCCGCUCCGCCGGCCCCAUCGCACGCUACCUGAAGACCAGCCCCGAAAACCCGCUCAGCUCCGCCACCACCACCACCACCACCACCACGUCCGACACUGACCCUCAGCCCACAUCAGCACCUGGAGCAGCAGCAGCAGCAGGCGAGAAGGGGAUCUUGAAGGGCAGCAAAUCUCAGCUGCCGUACAGUCUGCAAGCCCAUCUGGGUCCGGGCUUGGUGCCGCUGCCCGCCCCGCCGCGCCCACACCUCUCCCGGGGCGGCGUGGGGGCACCGCCACUGGAGCGGGAGCAGCGGCAGUUCUGGGAAGAGGGAGAAGGAGAGGAGGAAUGGGGCUGCUCCUCUCCCUCCGCUUCGUGUUCCCCGUCACCCGCAGCCGCUCUGCCCCCCCUGGAGGUGCAGGAGGUGCAGCUGGAGGCCAGGUGGGGCGAGGCGCAGGCGCUGCGGGCGGAGCUGUGCAGGCAGUACCCGCACGGCGUGCCGCGGCACGUGCUGUCCCGGCUGCGCUGCGAAGACGAGGUGCUGCUGCGGCUGAUGGACCUGCCCUCGCUGCGGACCUCGUACGCGGACAUCAAUAUGGGAAGCUGAACGGACGCGGAAGGAAAAUAGGCGCGGAAUCAUGAAAGAUGAAGCCUGAUGCGCCGAUGCGGGAAUAUCCUCGGGAGGGGAGGAGGGAGGGGAAGCGAGGCGCCUGUUGCCAGCCACUCCGCAGCUGAGCGUUGCAGGCGGUCCCUUGUGCUCCUGAAGUUUACAUCUAAACAUUUGCUGGUUGCUGGUCGAGCUCUUUGCAAGUGUCGUGCGAAGAAAAAUAAAAAUAUGGACAGGUUGCGAUCCGUCUUUGUGUUAUGGCUUGUACAUAUACCGAUAUACGGUAGUAGGGAUGGUACUACCGGCUGUAUAGUUCUGGUCGUACGACUGCGAUUGCCGUACCACUGCCGUUCGUUCGUCUUCCCCUCGCCGUGUUUACGGCGCGCCUAUGUGCCAUAGUAAGGUGCGGUUUGCGACGGCUUUGAAUCCGAGGAGCGCGAUUCUUUUAGUUGCAGCAGCUGUGUACCUAAAACUUUCGCCUGAUCCAUAUAUUGUACGGAAGCUCGUUGGACACAGAUGCUGUAACUGGUUGACUGGUUGCUAACUGAUUCUUUGUGAUUGCCCCUUGUACGGCUUUACGGGCCUCCUGUUGUGUUGCACGGUCGGGUACUUUCCCAGCGUGUUGUUUGAGAGUCUUCCAUUCUGUAGGCACCUGACGGCACUGCCAAGAGUUGGCACGGCGUGUCCUCCUCCCUGAAGCAC
Astrephomene gubernaculifera is the source of this 1714-nucleotide messenger RNA. The record is from the annotation of a GenBank genome assembly. Lineage: Eukaryota; Viridiplantae; Chlorophyta; Chlorophyceae; Chlamydomonadales; Astrephomenaceae.